AUGUCGAGACUCACUGACGACGCUGACUACAAUGCCGGCGAAACGUCUGGGAAAGUACCACGUCCACAGUCCGACUUUGGAAAUGAUCAUGCAUACAAUGGACUCCGGACU
Molecule: messenger RNA, 111 nt
Organism: Protopolystoma xenopodis
Lineage: Eukaryota; Metazoa; Platyhelminthes; Monogenea; Polystomatidea; Polystomatidae
Source: the annotation of a GenBank genome assembly